Rhipicephalus sanguineus (brown dog tick) is the source of this 5722-nucleotide messenger RNA. Its product is annotated as E3 ubiquitin-protein ligase RNF26-like. NCBI's taxonomy places the organism in Eukaryota, Metazoa, Arthropoda, Arachnida, Ixodida, Ixodidae. The record is from RefSeq and is a predicted model, not a curated record. Gene Ontology annotation, biological process: ubiquitin-dependent protein catabolic process; protein ubiquitination. The transcript has a single exon. Bases 113 to 1138 code for a protein of 341 amino acids. Gene Ontology annotation, molecular function: ubiquitin protein ligase activity.
GAAAGCGACAAUAUUUGAGAAGGUGGUGGUUGAUUUUCGAACGCUCUAGUUUCGAUGGCCUCGAUGUUUUAACCACUGCUGUGCUUUAUUAAUUAUUCCUGAAUAGGCUGCUAUGAACGUAAUAGCGACCGUCCUGUGGACAUUCAGCAAUUUGACCGAUGGCUGCAUUGCUGCUGUGUACUUUCUUCUGCGAGUCAACGAAUUUCUUGGAAGCAUUAUCAUCGGUGUCUGCUUUUAUGCAACGACUGUGCUUCGUUAUCUUGUGAAAUGCUUGUGCCAAGCUUACACAGAGCUCACCUUCUUUUGUCAGGACAUCGUCUCUUUUGUCGGUUUCAUCGUAAACGUAACCGAUGCCCUUGUCCAUGGCAGUGCAGAUUGCGUUGUCAAGACUUUCGCUGCCUUGCUUCGUUUGGCGGCCUUUCUGAAGACGAGCUUCGCGAACGGAUACUAUGGAGUGGCCUCAGCAGCAUACGCAGUUGUGUCCUCGUGCUAUGGCUUCCUGGCGCUUCUGUUGAAUUCAGCAGUACUGUUGUUGCAGAUGCUACCGUACACAGCAUUCCUAUUUGGGCGUUAUGCGCUCUACGGUGUAUCUGUGAUCGUAAGGUCAAUUUUGACCUGCGUUACAGUGGCAGUUGGCUCCGUUGUGAGCGCAAUCGUCACUACGGCUUGUGUGCUGUCACAGUUUCUCUUCGGUCAGCCGGAAGACGUGUACACUGGACUAGUAAUCCUGCUGCUGACUGCGAUCAUCUUGAAGAUUGCUGUUCGUGCAAGAGCUCAUCAAACCGUGUGGAGACGUCUCUUGCGCCUUGUCAACGCCAUCACAUCUCGGAGGCCGCAGCGGCGGCGGCAGCCCAGUGGACCGAGGGGAAGCCCACCGUCUCCUCCAUUCACGAUGACGUUGAGACGAAGCACUUCACUACGCAGGGACAGAUUGAAUCGCCUUGAGCAAGAGCUUGAACAAGAACGCGAGAAACAGCUCUGUGUGGUCUGUCUAAACGAGGCACGUUCUGUUAUUCUUCUGCCUUGUCGUCAUUUCGCCCUGUGUACCCAAUGCCUUGGAACACUGUUUCAGCAACAGCAUCAGACGUGUCCAAUGUGUCGGCAUACUAUCUAUGAAGCAAUUCCUGUGUAUGCCUGAACAUGUUUAAGAACUGACUCAUAUCCGUGCAAGUACAAGAAGUUCCAGGAAACAAAAUUUUUCUUUCUUCCCCUGUAUCACGUCUUCAAUUCAGUUUGUCUUUUGUGUGCACGUAUCAAGGUUUCAGAAUAUGUACAGCCUUGAGCAAAAGUAUAUGAACCAGGGGAGAGUGUGGCAAAAUUUCCAUGCGCGUGCGCGAGCUGUCACCUGUCGAGAGCAUUGCUCUGGCCACAUAUUCACUAGAGCAAUGCUGUCGACAGCAAACAGCUCGCUACUAGAUCACAAUUUAAGCAUGCGCUCCCGUAGUUUGUAUACAUUUGCUCACAGGUGUACACAGUGACACACCACAAUGUAAAUAGCCAAAUGAACAUAAUCAUGUUUGACUAUCAUGGCAGUAUUCUAGCUGUAAUUAUUUUUUUUUAUUUAUCUUAUGUAACAGUGUGUGAAAUGCACAGCUAGUGGGCCUCUGUGUCAUUAGAUAAAGGAGAACCCAAUUGUUAGAGCCUAUACUCCAGCCAAGAAAGUAACCCCAGAACUGAAUGAGCGCUUUUUCACCACUGAACUCAAUUUAACCAACUAACUAUUACUGAAUGAAACUUGUUAAUUGGUUUGUCCAUGAGUAACGUGAACAAACUAGCAUGUCUUGCGUAACUCAGGCUAAGCUAACUAAAAAAAACUUUGAGGUCGCUUUACCUUUGCUUUAAGAGUAGAACUCGAUAGCGUAAUCAGGCCCCAUUCGCAUCGCCUUCUCAUUCACUAGCUAGGCUUUGCUUCUUGGUGGUCACCUCAACUGUGUAGUGAGGAAAGGAACUUUUUGCUGUUUUAAACUAUCCUAGAAUGCACGAGGGUUCUUAGGUGGGCUAGUUGGUUCAUGAAUAUUGUGGCAGAACAGCGCAGAAAAUGGGACGAAGAACACGCAUGACACGGUGCUGUUUCCUGUGUGCUCUUCGUCCUGUUUUCUGCGCUGUUCUGCCACAAUAUCCUAGAAUGCUUAUUGCAAGUACACUUGCAAAGUACCUACUACACCAUAAAUCAUUUUGUAAAUUAGGGAAGUACCCACUACGUGUUCGUAAAGCAUUAUGUGCAUUUACUCAUCUGCACACUUUGUUGCUGUUGUUGCUGAUGAUGAUCAAUUAUGCCUGAACACUGUAACUGAUGGGCCUUUAAAAUACCCACUCGUGCAAUUCACAUGGUGUGAUGUCUGGUGCAAUUUUAUGCUUGUGCCGCACAAUUUUACUGUAUUAACAUGUCAUGUAGUGUGCUCUUUGCACUACAUGACACCUGCAUAAGGUUUUUUUCCCCAACAGUUUCAAGUGCUGACAUGGCUCUGCUUCCACGCUUCUGUGUGGAAGUAGAGCCAUGCAAAAGCUGGGUUCGAUUCUGGCUUGGCGACAUGACUUUUAUUAUUUGCAUUUUUUGCUCACACCCGACGACACAGAAAUUUCAGCGAAACGAGCACUUUAACACUACCUCGUUAAAAAGAAAACAAGAGAUGAAGAUGUGACCACUGGCGUUUUGUUAGUAGUCGCCUUGUGCAUAAUGGUAAAUUUUUUGGUUGUCACUGCUUGGUUAACAAAUAAAGGUUAAUUGCAUAAGUAAUUGAUCACUUACAUAAAUGAAAAAGUUUCAACAUUACAUUCUGCAUCGCAUUUGAAAACAUCAUGUUAAAAAAAUUUCAGGCUUGCAACAUCAUUCUUUGUUAGAUUUUCUGUGUUUCAAAUUUUUUGCAAGAAAAAGCGUAUGCUGCUGUCACACAUGCACACUUUUCCUCUUUUCUUUUUUGCAUUUUUGGCUGCAAAUUCGAAUCGCAGGAAACCGGAGUGUUGUGAGCUAGAAAUUUUUAGCAUGAUGUUUUGAAAUGCAAUGCAGAGUGAGAUGUGAAAACAUUCAUAAGGAAAAAAUUUUGUAACUUAUUAAAAAAAUUGCUUAGGCAAUUAUUUUUGAUAAUUAACUAAACUUUGAUAAUUGAAAGUUUAAUUAUGAUGUGAGAGGUGACCAAUAAGAAAACACCACUGGUUGCAUCUCUGUAUCUCGUUGUCCUUUUCUUAAUUUACUUCGGCCCGAGCUAGCUGGGACACGUUGUACAAGUGUCAGUAGCUUUACUAGUAUGGCUUAGCUUUGUUGAUUAAUUCUGGUGAAUCAUCAUGGAAGUAUGCACUGCAUACUUACUCUGCUACCCAAGAUGGUUCACUUAAAUAUUGCGAAAAAUGAAAUGCUGCAUUGCAUCAGUUGUCUGUAUAGCCAAUGGAAAUAGCUUGGUUAGCAAAUAGUUCUUGCACUGGUUUGGAUAUCUGCUGCUAGUGUUUACUGCAAUGAGCUUGUGGCUGUAACUCUUCAUUGCAUUGUGUCUUUUUUUUAUCUUUGUGGGAUUGAGAGCAUGAAAAUUAAGUGCAUACAAAUGUUUAUUUCAAAGCAAGCAGAGUAUUAUUGUGCGUGAUUUAUUUACUGUGUGUUAGAAAGGGACUGACAACUGAUCAAAUUGUUUCACAAGAUUAUAAUGAAAAAUGUGGAGAUAGUUUUCACUGAUGUCAUCGUGGUCGCCAUGUUUGAUUACUAUAGGUGCUAGCAUGUUAAGCAGCUGCGCAAACAAAAAGCAUGACAGCACGACAGGCAUAUCCUGCAUCAAAUUACAAAACCCAUAAGUGAUAAUUCAGUGAAAACUGGUCACCUUCAAAAAAAUAAAACGGUGUGCUUAUGAUAAUAUAGCCCACUGACAUCAUGGCCACUAUGUUUGUGUUUGGAUACAAGCACGAUGAAAAGGUGCAUCUAUGAUGUCAUGUGGAAGCUACCUUUAGUAUCGGACAGGAUGGUUAUCAUUUGAAAUGGACACGGUCACGUAUGACCGCGUUGUCACAACACUACUGUGAAGCUUAUGAAGAAGUGGAGCCUCUCUCAUGAACACAAAUUGAUUUGUACAAAUUAGCUGCCAAAAAUUCACUGUACAUUUUGUUUUAAAGUGGUCCUGAACCACCUUUUGUGCUUGGUGAAAACAUACGCAGGGGAAAGCAGAUGCUGUUAUGAACACCUCAGCCAAAUCCUGCAGUCGUGCAUGGCAAGAAGAGUUCACAAGCGGAGCACGAAGUUGCCACUUUCUCAAGUGCCCUCUCAUCAUACAGAGGCCCGUCCUCACUUGCUUUGCAACUGCCGUUGGCUGCUGUAUGGAGUCAUAAAGCAGAUUGCUGCUAUUGGCCGAUUGCUGACGUAAAGCAAUCGGCCAUGUGAUCGCGUUUCAUAAUGCCUGAAUCCUGAUCAAGGUCAGGAUGUGUGCUGAUGUAGCUUCUUUCUCCCUUUGUUAUCCGCUGCUGUGUGGCUUCCAUUGCGCUCGUCGGGACAGAAAAAGAGAGAAAGCGCUUCAAACGUGUGACAAAUCCCUGCAACUCCAAUCGUUCUUGACGGAUUCGAAAAAUUUUUGCAGUGAUCAAUUCAUGGUGGGGGGGAGAGGCAAUAAACUCCAAUACUGAGGCCAUUCGAUGAUUACUUAGAAAAGAGAUUUAGGACCGCUUAAAAGACAUGCCAACUUUUGUUUGCCGUGCAUUUGGUGUAGUGUUGUAUUGCAGCAACAUUUGAUAUGUAUUUGUGACAUUACAAUUUUACACAUGACACUGCUGUAGUGGCAGAGACUAGCACAGCAUGGUUUCUCGCUGCAUGGCGGUGCACGGAAUCAGUUUUGUAUUUGUGUGUGUGUUAGCUAAUUCUUCUAACCUGCUGUGAUGUCCCAGUAAGAUACAAAAUGCCAAUAAUUUGCUCAAUGAAGGGGUGUCAGUGCUGCCAGAACAACAUUACUGGUAAAAAUAUGGCUUGAUGACGAGAAUGAGAGGAUUGUAAAAGAUGGUUCAAGAGGAAGCACCAAGAGCAUGUGUCAGAAGUUUCUAACAGACUUGGAGGCAUAGUUACAACAGGACUGUCUUUAAAAAGGAAAUGUUUCUUAAUGUUUCACAUGCUCCUGGGAGCUUCUUUUUCAUUCCACUGUACAAUUGAUAAUACCCCAUCUGGUUAGGAGGGAUCGUAAUAGUAAUUUGAAAGAAUUAUAUUAAUUUGUGGAGUUUCGCGUGCCAAAACAGCAUUAUGAUUAUGAGGCAUACCGUAGUGGAGGGCUCCGGAAACUUCGACCAUCUUGUAUUCUGUCACGUGCAAUUACAUCGCACAGUACACGGGCCUCAACCAUUUUGCCUCCAUAGAAAUGCGACAGCCACGGCCUGGAUCGAACCCGCGACCUUCGGGUCAGCAGCUGAGCGCCAUAACCACUGUACCACAGCAGUGGACUAAGUUGAAAAAAUGCCACCCACUGAAGAAAAUGAAAAGAAGGCAUUUUGCUACCAUAAUGAGACUUGAGACGUCAGGAUAGUAAGCAUUCCAUUACAUUUAAAUAGUACAUACCAUUUAAAUGUUAGUUGUCGGUCCCUUUAAGCAAAUGAAGCAUGAUGACUAUCUUUGAGCGACAUGUGUUCCCUGCUAUGAUCAUAGAUGCAUUACAUUGUUGUACAAAGUCCAAGUUGCAUUUAAAACCACUGCCAUUUUACUGGAAUGUACAUAUUGGCUACGCAGGAAUGCAUAUGCUUCAAUAAAGUCUGUCUGGACAGAAUG